AAAGCAACACAAUUAAAGAUGAACUCUGAGUGAACUAAUUUGUCUGGCCCAAGGUAAGAUGAGGCAUAGUUGGGGGAAACGGGCGUAUAAAAGCGCAGAAUGGAGGGUGAGACACAACAGUCAAGUGAAACAUUUGGCUACUUCCACUCCCCGAGGUCCACUCCACGCCGUCCAUCUUGCACUUGUUAAAAAAAUUCUCCUAGAGAUGGGGUUCGGCGCUUUAUUCAUAACAUGUUUUUGCACUCUCGUGCUCCCACUCCUUUUGAUCGUGGCGGCGAUGAAACUGUGGGAAAUGUACGUCAUUAGUGGAAGUGAUCCAACCUGUCAGAGUCCUCUUCCUCCGGGUACCAUGGGACUGCCCUUCCUUGGAGAGACGCUUCAGAUGGUCCUACAGAGAAGAACAUUUCUAAAAAUGAAACGUCAGAAAUAUGGAUAUAUUUAUAAGACGCAUCUCUUUGGGAGUCCAACCGUGAGGAUAAUGGGUUCAGAACAUGUGAAAAAGAUUCUGAUGUCAGAACACAAAUUGGUCGCGGCUCAGUGGCCAGCAUCAGUCCGACUCAUCCUCGGGUCGCACGCCCUCUCCAAUGCGCACGGCGCGCUCCACAAGAGCAAGAAAAAGGCGAUCAUGAAAGCCUUUUCCCGGGAAGCCAUGGAACAGUAUAUUCCUGUGAUCCGGGAGGAGGUGAGAUGCGCCGUGGAUAACUGGCUGCAGAGCGACUCUUGCGUGCUAAUGUACCCAGAGAUGAAGCGCCUCAUGUUCCGCAUCGCAAUGAGGAUCCUGCUUGGCUUCGAGCCCGAGCAAACAAAGACCGACGAGCUGGAAUUAGUGGAAGUGUUCGAAGAAAUGAUAAAGAACCUUUUCUCCCUACCAAUCGAUGUUCCUUUCAGCGGCUUGUACCGGGGUCUGAGAGCGCGCAACAUCAUCCACUCAAAAAUAGAGCAAAACAUCAAAAAGAAGCUGUCCAAUAUUGAUAACAACAAUAAUUAUAAGGAUGCGCUGCAAUUAUUGAUUGAGGACGGUGAGAGGAAGGAGGAGCGAGUAAGCAUGGAGGAGAUAAAAGAAUCUGCCACAGAAUUACUAUUCGGUGGCCACGAGACGACAGCGAGCACUGCGACCUCUCUGGUGAUGUUUCUCGGGCUGCAUGCGCAUGUCGUGCGUAAAAUGCGCCAUGAGCUUCAGGAGAAGCAUUUGUUGGGAGCCCAAUCAGACGACAAACCGCUGAGUAUUGAGUUGUUGGAGCAGUUGAAGUACAUCGGCUGUGUCAUUAAGGAAACUCUCCGGAUCAACCCUCCUGUCCCUGGUGGCUUCCGUGUAGUACUGAAGACUUUUGAGCUUAAUGGCUACCAGAUUCCCAAGGGUUGGAAAGUCAUCUACAGCAUCUGCGACACUCACGACGUGCUGGACACACUUAUUAAUAAGGAGGAGUUUCAGCCAGAGAGGUUUAUGUCACCAGAUGACUCCUCCCGGUUCGGUUACAUCCCCUUCGGGGGUGGUGCGAGGACAUGUGUGGGUAAAGAGUUUGCUAAAGUUUUACUUAAGGUAUUCCUGGUCGAGGUGGUCACCAGAUGCGACUGGACUUUGUUGAAUGGACCACCGACAAUGAAAACAGGCCCAACCGUUUAUCCAGUGGACAAUCUGCCCACAAAAUUCACCAAAUGUAUCCAGACCUACUGAUAGUGAAAUAUUGUCAUUUAUGUAUUGUCAUUUAUGUAAAUACACUUAAUAUUUAAGAUAGACAUAUUAUGUAUUUUUCAUAUUACAUAUCUUUUGUACGACAGAUAUUUAUGUCAGUAGCAUUGUAAAAGCAACAUUUUUAAAAGCACUUCAUGUUAUUGCACUCCAAUAGUUCUGAGAUAAAUCAUUUUAUGGAUAUUUUGAAAUGCAAUUGUUUUAAAGCUGUACUUUAUCAUUUUCAUGCAGCUUAACUCUGUUGUUGCAUGUGCAAUGUUUUCAAUAAAAAAAAACGUAUUUUGAA
Salmo salar (Atlantic salmon) is the source of this 1976-nucleotide messenger RNA. Its product is annotated as cytochrome P450 26A1. Gene Ontology annotation, molecular function: oxidoreductase activity, acting on paired donors, with incorporation or reduction of molecular oxygen; heme binding; iron ion binding. NCBI's taxonomy places the organism in Eukaryota, Metazoa, Chordata, Actinopteri, Salmoniformes, Salmonidae. Gene Ontology annotation, biological process: sterol metabolic process. The record is from RefSeq and is a predicted model, not a curated record.